AUGGCGGCGAUUACGCCCAUUCCCUCGGGCGACGAUCUUGGCGAACCCAACGGCACUACUACGCAGCCACAACCCGAUUUCGCCCAAUCACAAAGCCAGCCGUCUAUCGAUCUUACGGGCGACGAUUCAGACGGAGACGAUGUCGUGGAGACCUCGAACGGUGUCCACAAGGCGAACGGGAACACGACAUCCAGAUCUCCUCAGACUUCAAUGUUCUCGGGCGCACGGGCCCCAGAGAGCCAAGACGGCUCUCCCUCGACUCAGUUCCUGCCCAAACCCAAGCAGCAGCUACCGAACGUUCGUUCGCCAUUCAGUCAUUCCCCAUACAUGCCCUCCAAUCCUACGCCAGGUUCAAGCCGUUCGUUAUACAAUCAGACUGUCAGCGGCUGGGCCCCUGGGAAAGCCGUUCACGGCAAUGGCAUGGUGCAGCCUCCGGCUCCGCCCCCUAUCAACGCGGGUGUCAACUCUUCUUCAGCCAUUGACCUCACCUCCCGAAACAUUCCCUCUCCCCCGCCUCAAGUCUACGAUGACAAGCACCCGAUUUGUAUUGGGUCUCUUCGUUCUAGUGCCCUCAUGCUAUACCCCUGUCCCGCCGUGGUGGUGGGCGCAGUGCCUCCUCCUGGUACGAGAGAACGGUAUGACAUUGUGGAGCACAGAGGCGUUGAGUUCAUCAAAGUGAAACUCAAGUAUCGUGCCUCUGGUACAUUGGCUAGAAAGGAAGAUCCCGAGUCUGUCCUGCCCCGGGACAUAAUACAGGUCUUGACUCCUAGCUUGACAGUCUACAUUGGUGAUCUUGACGCACGGGUUGCUAUGCCUCUAGCGUCUCUUAUGGCCCGGGGCCUCUGUCGACUGGAAGGUUUCGUCCCACGGCUGCAUGAGGAAGCGCCCCAAUACCAAGUACACGUUGACGUUCUUGUCUUCACUCUACCAUCCAAUAUCAACUACAUUGCCGAAUUCCUGACCAACCACAAUCUCUUCUUGCUGGACCCCAUCCCACCGUACGAUCCUGCUCGGCAUUCUGAUCACCCGCCUUAUCGCAAUGCCCAUGGCAGUGGAGAACAAGCUCAACGAAUGCUGGCCAUGGCGCAGAGGCGAGCUUUGACUGGGGAGUUUGUCUUUUCUGAUAAGGAGAGGGACAAAACGACGCAAGUGGAGGUGCAGAGAAAGCAGGUUGAAGAGGUGUUCAAGACCUUGGACGAUGGCAUGGAAUUGGAGCAGAGUGAUCCGGGGCCUCUGAUCAAGACCCACCUCUUCCCGCAUCAACGGAAAGCUCUCACUUUUUUCCUUCAGAGAGAACAGGAUUCGUCGUGUUUGCGUCAAUGCAAAAAGGCAGCGAAGAAGCUUUUGAAGAAGAGGGGCGAGUCAGAAAUGGAGGCGGAAGAGGAAAAGGCAAGGAAAAGAGAUGAGGAUGAAGGGCAUGGGUCGUUGUGGGAAUACACCAGAGACGAUAAGGGAAAGAUCAGGUCGUGGAAGAAUAGGAUUACAGGUGAAGAGCUUCGAGGAAAAAAGGGCAAGUCAACGGAUUGUAAAGGAUCGUUGCUCGCGGAUGAUAUGGGGUUGGGUAAAACACUUUCUGUCGUUUCCCUCAUUGCUGCCACCAGGAGCUCUGCUCGGGAAUACGCCCGCUCCAAACCUGAGCCCGCCAGGGAGAGCCCCAAGCAAGCUGAGGAAGACGUCGAGAUGCAGGCCGGACAAUUCCGAACCAAAGUAUUUGGUAUGCCUGAUAUUAGUGAACAGCAGCGUCUCGACGCAGACAGCAAGAAACGAAAGCGCGACGAGGAUCAGACCAUCGACGUAGCUGCUCGCCGCGCCCGUAUCGCUUGCCGGUCAAAGGCCACCUUGUUAAUCACACCUAUGUCUACGAUAUCCAAUUGGGAAGAUCAAAUCAAAGAGCAUUGGAAUGGCCCUGUUGAAAUCGUCGGCGGUGCUUCAGGUGUCAUGCCCCCUAAAAAGAUUGAACGCAAAUGGAAACCGCCGAAGGCCAAUGGCGAGGAGUCGGACAAUGAAGAUUUGGAUAAUUUUGAUCUACUUCGAAUCUACAUCUACCACGGACCCUCUCGUCGGCCCGAUCCGAAAUUCAUUUCCGAGUUUGACAUUGUGAUUACUUCUUUCAACACCCUUGCGAACGAAUAUUCCAAGCAAAGCGGUUCCGAUACCGAAAGCAAUACUCCCGGCGAGACUGCCAAUAACAGCGGCGAUGAUGUUCCUGACAACAAAAAGGUGGACACUGCCAUCAAGCCUGGCGAGGUUGCCGCUGCGAUCAAGGGCGGUAAGAAGGGAAGGGGAAAAGCGAAGGGGAUGGAGACUAGUCCCUUGCAAGCUAUCGAUUGGUUCCGUGUCGUAUUGGAUGAAGCACACUACAUCAAAACCGCUUCCACUGUUGCUUCCCAAGCUGCUUGUGCCCUCGAAGCGGAUCGCCGCGUUGCUCUAUCUGGCACGCCAAUUCAGAACAAGAUAGAGGACGUCUGGGCUCUCUUCAAGUUUAUCCGCAUCUCCCCUGUUGAUGACAAGGAAGUCUUUACAAAAUACAUCGCCUUACCGUGUAAAUACGGCGAACAAAUCGGUGUUGCUAGGCUACAGCUUGUUAUGCGAUGCUGCACUCUACGACGCACCAAAGAGUCGCAGCACGAAGAUGGAUCUAAAAUCCUCAAUCUUCCUCCUCGUAGUGAGCGUCAGAUGUGGCUCACACUACGCGAGGACGAACGACAAGUCUAUGACGAGCGAGCUUCGCGAGCCAAGAACAAGCUUGGAGAGCUGAAGGCCAACAAUGAGACAAGCAAAAUAUAUGUCAACAUGCUUCAAGAAGUUCUUCGUCUACGUCAAAUCUGUGAUCAUGUCGACCUUGCAAUGUUGGGGCCGGUCGAAGAAGACUAUGAUGGGACAAUCAUGGACUACGAAGUGGCGGUAUCAGGUAUCGAGAAGCACGGUCUCACUCAGCAAAGGGCAGUCGCGGUAGUCUGCUCUCAGAAAGAGGGUGAAGGGGCCAACUGUGUUAGCUGUGGAUUCGACUUUGGCGAGUGGUUCCCAUGGAUCGGACUCGGCGGUGUGGAGGAAGAAAAGGAGAAGCCAAAGGUCAAAAAGUUGACCAACAAGCCAUUGUUGACAAAAUGUCUUCACCUCUUCUGUCCCGCAUGUUUCAAGAACAGCGUCUACCCUGAAUACUCCAAACGCUCCAAGACAACCGUUGCCCGUGCUUGCAGUUGUUGCAAUACCAUGAUUCGUCUUCCCUCAGACGUCAUCGAAGUCCUUCCUCCUGAUUCUGUUGAUGCUGCUGAGCAAGCCCUUGGCGAGCAGGUCGCCAAGCGAGGCGCCCGCAAGAAGUACGUCAGGCAGCCCGGAGAGAAGCUCAAUCUGUCGACAAAGAUGCAGUUCUUGCAUGACGAGCUGCUGCGAUUUUCCAAGAAAAAUCCUCACUCUGCUCAUUACGAUCCGUUUGCGAUGGAUACCGAGGAUGAUGUGGAGGAGAUGGAUGCCGAGGGGAAACCUUUUGUGACCAAAAGCGUCGUCUUUUCUCAGUGGACUACCAUGCUUGAUCGGAUUUGUGACAUGCUUGACGAGACCAACAUCAGAUACGCCCGGCUGGAUGGCACCAUGACUAGAGAGGAACGAUCCAAAGCCAUCGAUGCCCUCAAGUACAAGAAGAACGUCGAAGUGCUCUUGGUGUCCACGAGGGCUGGUGGUGUGGGCUUGAAUCUGACAGUGGCGUCAAGGUGUUAUCUUGUGGAUCCUUACUGGAAUCCUUCCGUUGAAUCUCAAGCUAUCGACCGUAUUCACCGUAUGGGUCAAACUCGACCGGUCGUGGCCAUCAAAUUGAUGAUCAAGGACUCGAUUGAGGAGAAGCUAGAUAAGAUUCAGAAGAAGAAGGCGGAUCUGGCGACACUAUCGUUGAAGACGAUGACUCGAAAAGAGCUCUUGGCUCAAAAGUCGGAAGAACUUGUCAGUUUGUUCAGCUAG
Messenger RNA from Cryptococcus amylolentus CBS 6039, 3954 nucleotides. RefSeq lists its product as hypothetical. The transcript is spliced from 8 exons. Bases 1 to 3954 code for a protein of 1317 amino acids. Lineage: Eukaryota; Fungi; Basidiomycota; Tremellomycetes; Tremellales; Cryptococcaceae. The record is from RefSeq and is a predicted model, not a curated record. Gene Ontology annotation, molecular function: ATP-dependent chromatin remodeler activity; ATP binding.